CUCAAACCCGCUACGCAAUGAACAACAAUCAUCUCAAGAAACCGCAAAUUUCUCUCAGUUUCUCUCAAUUUUCCCGGAUGCCAAACAGUCCAGCGCAAUGUCUGGUGCGUGGGAAGACAAUGCUACCGACUCCGAUCGACAACCCGAGCCCGAUCAUGAAGAUUCCCACAUUAAUUUCGAUUUCUUCUCCGCCAUGGUUAAACCCAAGGAUUACUACAAAAUUUUGGAGGUCGAUUACGAAGCCACAGACGAUGACAUUCGAUCUAAUUACAUACGACUGGCUUUGAAAUGGCAUCCUGACAAGAAGAAAGACCACGAUAGUGCCACCUCCAGAUUUCAGGAAAUAAACGAGGCAUAUCAAGUUUUGAGCGAUCCUUCCCGAAGGCAGGAAUACGACGAGAAAGGGAUGCUUUAUGUAAAUGAUUUUAACAUAGUGGAUUAUCUCAAGCGAUACAAAGGCCUUAUUUUGACUUGUAAUGGCCUCGGUAUGAAGCAUUCAAUUUGGUAAAAUUKAACAUUCCCACAACAUUUUAAGGAUCUUUUUUGGCCCAUCUGUCAUAGUUUCAAGCGAUCUUUUUUUAGUUUUGAGACACUUUUCCCAUCUUUCUCACUGAACUAUGACUAUGUACAUAUGACAUUUCUUUGUAUUUUUGUUUUAUUUGUAUCAUAUGUGCAACAAGUGUAGCUUUUCAGAGACGAGUAGUCUGACCAGAUAUAUUUUUAAUUUUAUUUAUUGACAAAAUGGAGGAGGGUCACUUCUGAAAGGUGUAUUUUUAA
Momordica charantia (bitter melon) is the source of this 777-nucleotide messenger RNA. RefSeq lists its product as uncharacterized. Lineage: Eukaryota; Viridiplantae; Streptophyta; Magnoliopsida; Cucurbitales; Cucurbitaceae. The record is from RefSeq and is a predicted model, not a curated record. Gene Ontology annotation, cellular component: cytoplasm; nucleus.